AUGAGUCCAUUACCCUACCCAAUUCCCCCAGGAGUCCACGCCCUCCCAAGCGAAUCCCUCGACCUCCGCCCAGACGAACUAAUAGAUCACCAAAUCCUCAAUCCACCCCCAAUAACAUCUAUAAAAAACAUCUGGUUCUUCUGGCACUCCGGCUAUCCAACAAUGCACCCCUACACAAAACGAACAGUCCGCGCCUGGCACCGUCGCUUCACAAAAAAAGGCUGGACAAUCCGAGUCCUCGACCAAUUAUCAAACUCACCUAACAAUGUCAAAAACUACCUCGACACGCACGAUAGAUCUAUAUUCCCUUCCGCAUUCGUCGAAAACAGACUAUCUGGAACCCACGCACUACAACAUACAUCUGAUCUCGUUCGCUGGCCCCUAUUACUAAAAUACGGAGGGGUCUACGCCGAUGUCGGCUUAAUGCAAAUCGGUGAUCUGGACGCGCUCUGGAACAAAACCAUUGCCGAUGAGAAUUCACCAUAUGAAGUUCUUUCCUAUUCAACGGGUGAAGAGGAUAGAUAUACGCUUGCGAAUUAUUUUAUGGGCUGUGCGCCUGGAAACGAACUUUUUACUCGUUGUCAUGAGCUAUUACUUGGCAUCUGGAACGAAAAUGGUGGUCGACUCAGUACAGAAGGAACACAUUCUUCUCCACUACUACGCGGUGUACCCCUAAUGGGAGGAACAUUUACAAUAACAAACGACGACGGAAGUGUAAUCUCAGCAGAAGACGCUGGGAAAAUGUUAACGGAUUAUAUUAUCCAGGGACAAGCAGCUACGGCUGUUAUGGGAAUCGUCGAUCCAGCAUCUAACUGGGAUGGACCGGCAUAUUGCAGAAAGCAUUUCUACGCAUUACCGUUUAUGGAUGGGGCGCAGCUUAUUAAUGAGUUUACGAACUGGGAUGGACAGAGAGCGUUUGAUCUGAUGUCUCUUUCUUUGCCGGGAUUUGGAGAGGAAGAGAAUGAUGAUCAGAAAGCAGCGAGGGAGAUUGUUGAGGCGUGUUUGAAGAGGAGUUUUGCGUUUAAGUUAGCGCAUGGGUUGAUUUUGAAGGUUUUUAAGUGUACGCUUGGGUCUUUGUGGAGGGGGAAUGAGGGGAGUGAUGUUGUGAGUGGCACUUAUGGGGAUUGGUUGAGGUUUGGGAUGGUGCAUUGGGCUCCUGAUGUUUUGAUGGAGAAUAUUGAGUUGCCUGUCAUUGAGCCGAUUAGGGUUGGGGGGUUGCUUGAUGUGGAGUAG
Molecule: messenger RNA, 1233 nt
Organism: Penicillium angulare
Lineage: Eukaryota; Fungi; Ascomycota; Eurotiomycetes; Eurotiales; Aspergillaceae
Exons: 1
Coding region: 1-1233 (410 amino acids)
Molecular function (GO): glycosyltransferase activity
Source: RefSeq, a predicted model, not a curated record